Messenger RNA from Microcebus murinus (gray mouse lemur), 2156 nucleotides. RefSeq names its product SPT7 like, STAGA complex subunit gamma (gene SUPT7L). NCBI's taxonomy places the organism in Eukaryota, Metazoa, Chordata, Mammalia, Primates, Cheirogaleidae. Gene Ontology annotation, cellular component: SAGA complex. Gene Ontology annotation, molecular function: protein heterodimerization activity; transcription coactivator activity. The record is from RefSeq and is a predicted model, not a curated record.
GAAGCGCUUCCGGCAGUCUUGGACCACUAACCAGCAAACAGCCUUCCGGGCCUCACGCGACCCUUGCCUCAGGCCUCUUGGGGUCCGACAGCUGCCCAGCUCGCUUCUGCGACGCAGCAGUGCAUAGUGGCACCACUUUGUGUCGAUUCUGGUCCAGACCUUACCAUCUUCCGGCUGCCCUGGACAUCAGGCAACGUCAGGACCCUGUGAUUGGCGCCUGCGUCUGCUGACCGUGACCGAAGACCGCCCCUGGAGGAAUUUGGACAUUCCUUAGGGAGAACAUCUUUGGUCCUACAUUUUUGCCGAUACUGACAUUUUCCUAAGUGAUCUUAAAUAGCCUGCUUUUUACUUAAACAACUGGCUAUACUUCAUAUUUUUCACUGCAAAAGCCUAUAAUCUACAGUUGCCAGAUAUUUAAACACAUUACUUUUAGGAUAUCGUCUACAUUUAACCUGAGAUCUCUUCUUCCAAAAUGUUGAGAUACUGGGGAGAAAUACCAAUAUCAUCAAGCCAGACCAACAGAAGUUCCUUUGAUUUGCUUCCACGGGAGUUCCGUCUGGUGGAAGUCCAUGACCCACCCCUGCACCAACCCUCAGCCAACAAGCCCAAGCCCCCUACCAUGUUGGACAUCCCCUCAGAGCCGUGCAGCCUCACCAUCCAUACCAUUCAGUUGAUUCAGCACAACCGACGUCUUCGCAACCUUAUUGCCACAGCUCAGGCCCAGAAUCAGCAGCAGACAGAAGGUGUAAAGACUGAAGAGAGUGAACCUCUCCCUUCCUGCCCUGGGUCACCUCCUCUCCCUGAUGACCUCCUACCUUUAGAUUGUAAGAAUGCUAAUGCACUGUUCCAGAUCCGGCACAGUGACCCAGAGAGUGACUUUUAUCGUGGGAAAGGGGAACCUGUGACUGAACUCAGCUGGCACUCCUGUCGACAGCUCCUCUACCAGGCAGUAGCCACAAUCCUGGCCCAUGCAGGCUUUGAGUGUGCUAAUGAAAGUGUCCUGGAGACCCUAACUGAUGUGGCACAUGAGUAUUGCCUUAAGUUCACCAAGUUGCUGCGCUUUGCUGUGGAUCGGGAGGCCCGGCUGGGACAGACUCCUUUCCCUGAUGUUAUGGAACAGGUAUUCCAUGAAGUGGGUAUUGGCAGCGUGCUCUCCCUCCAGAAGUUCUGGCAGCACCGCAUCAAGGACUAUCACAGUUACAUGCUACAGCAGAUUAGUAAGCAACUCUCUGAGGAAUAUGAAAGGAUUGUCAAUCCUGAAAAGGCCACAGAGGACACUAAACCUGUGAAGAUCAAGGAGGAACCUGUGAGCGACAUCACCUUCCCUGUCAGUGAGGAACUGGAGGCCGACCUUGCUUCUGGAGACCAGUCACUGCCCAUGGGAGUCCUUGGGGCUCAGAGUGAGCGCUUCCCAUCUAACCUGGAGGUUGAAGCUUCGCCACAGGCUUCAAGUGCAGAGGUAAAUGCUUCUCCUCUUUGGAAUCUCACCCAUGUGAAAAUGGAGCCUCAAGAGAGCGAAGAAGGCAACGUCUCUGGGCAUGGUGUGCUGGGCAGUGAUGUCUUCGAGGAGCCCAUGUCAGGCAUGAGUGAAGCCGGGAUCCCUCAGAGCCCUGAUGACUCAGACAGCAGCUAUGGUUCCCACUCCACUGAUAGCCUCAUGGGGUCCUCCCCUGUUUUCAACCAGCGCUGCAAGAAGAGGAUGAGGAAGAUAUAAAAAGAAAAAAGGAAGAUAUGUGUCCAGAUCUACUAUAGAAAACCUUGAUAUAUUAGAAUUUGUUACCAUAAACAGUGAUUUGAUUCUUAUUCUUAACUACAGUGGACUUUCCUAAUUUCAGAGGAGCUGGACUUAACCAGACAAGGUUGCAUUUUACUUUUGCAUCCAGUUUUUAUAGUUUUCCAUAACAACCAAGCCACUGUUCACAGAUGAAACAUGAUGCUGGCAUGGUAAUCAGGAGACCAAAGCAUUAUCCCCGACUAUUGUCUUUUCUGUAACUAGACACAUUACUUAGCUUCUCUACAGUCAUUUCUCUUGUACCACUGAGAAUCAGACCUCUUUGACCAACCUUGCAGAGAUGUGAAGAUUGGAUGUUUGCUCAACUUCAAAACUGUGUUUGAAUAGACUUAUAAGUAAGUAUAUGCUAAUAUCAGAUGUUUUU